Molecule: messenger RNA, 7280 nt
Organism: Ruditapes philippinarum (Manila clam)
Lineage: Eukaryota; Metazoa; Mollusca; Bivalvia; Venerida; Veneridae
Product: sterile alpha motif domain-containing protein 9-like
Exons: 13
Coding region: 239-6571 (2110 amino acids)
Cellular component (GO): cytoplasm
Source: RefSeq, a predicted model, not a curated record
CACGCUUUUGGUUAGUUUGAAUGAAACGAUAUCCUUGCGCGUUAUCUUGCAAAUUCAAUAGAUUUAAAAUCUGUAUACGCGAUGUGGGAAGUUUUUAAACUUUUAAAUAUGGAUCACGUUCAGCAGGAAAAGGGUUAAAUUUAGUCCCGCAUUUUGAAGUAUCAUGGUUGGCCCAACAUAUUGCUGAUUUAUAUUAAUCUCUAUCAUAGAUGAACUAUUUAGAUAGAAAAGCCCCAUCAUGACAAGUGUUUCAAAAACAUUAACUGAGCUAGAAAAGUCUGAGAAAUACCAUCGGGCCGUAUCACUGAACUUGGAUUGUGGUUCAGAUACUCUCCGAGCUCUCAUCGACAAGGAGUUAGAUUUAAAAAGUUUAACUUUUAAAAAAUAUAUGCAAGGUGUUGCAGUACAGAACAAAGUGGCACAAUUAAAGAAGCAAAAAAUACUUUAUGGCGAACAGGUUAAACAGUUGAAUGCUAAACAACCUGACUUGCUUUGCAUGGAUAUUUCAUUGUUGACAAUACUUUUGUUAGAAUUAAUGCCUAUUAAAGCGCAGGAAACUAAUAUCAAGAAGCUUCGGAAAAAGAGAAAUGAGCUUGCGCACAAAUCGGGCGCGAAACUUGACGACGACAUUCCUUUCAAUGAAGCCAGUCAGAUUAUUAUUGACCUAUCAAAGGGUGUUAGUCCUGAAUUUGAAGCAAAUAUCAAAAUACAAAUCAAAGAGCUGAGUAAAAGAGAACUUGUGUGUACGCAUAGUAAUCUUGACAUUGUGAAACUUCAUAAUGAAUCAUUGAUGGUAAAAUUAGUAGAAAGUGGGAAAUCUCAAAAAGUUGACCACAAGGAUGAUAUAUGGAUUAAGUAUGGUUUGACUAAAUUUGCACGGACAUUAUCUCGUUAUCUUGAAAUCGACGUGUUUGUACAAGAAUUGUAUCGUGAGAAAGUCAUUGAUGAAAAGACAAAAAGAAAACUUGAGCAAACAUACAAUUACGAAGAACAGAUGAAUCUCCUUGUUUUUCAUAUCGUAGAAGAAGAUGCAGCUGACAAAAUAUUGAAGUGCUUCGCUUGUUUACAAAAACUCAACAGCUUACUUGCUGAUUUGGUUUUAUUCAGGCAUCAAUCGGAAGUAGAUAUAGAAAAGUCUCUCAAAGAAGUGGAAUAUGAUACUAUCAAGAAGAUAUUAACUUCUGCCUUUGUCUAUGAGGUCUCAAAGAGCCUACCUUGCGAAGAUGUUCACAUAUUUGUAGAUGAGCAACGAAGGUACUUUUCCAAAUUUGACACGAUAAAGGCAUGUGUGGAGGAACAAUUUCCUGACGUUGUUUGCAAGGAAAAUGACAGCCAGUUUCAUGGGUUGACUUGGUUAGAAAGUGAUAGAUGUACAAAUGAGGAAACUGUUUCCAAAGAGAUAGACGAUAGUCUGUCGGAUAUGCCGAGUGACAAAUUUAGCAAGUUUUUGAAUUUACAAAUGGAAAAACACCGAACUGGCAUAGGGUUACUGUUUGAGACAACUGUUGAAGAUGAAUGUAUCUCAUCAUCAAUAUUUUCAAACCUCACACCGAGCCAGGUAGAAGAGAUAUUCAGUCCGACACUAAAAGAAGCUAAUAUGAAAUUUGGAUAUGGAAUUCGUUCGGCUUUGACAGAAUUACAGAAAACUAUUAAGAGACAUGCGAUGAGGUCAUCAUUUGAAAAGAAUGAUAUUUUGCGAAAGUUUGAUAGACCUUUUGAAAAUUCUGAAUAUCAGCAAUGCAUUGUAAGGCCCACCUCUGGUAAUCUGUUGAUUCCUGUUCACGAAUUUGUUUUUCCGCGACCGAAAUCGCAAUUGACAUGCGCUUUCAUUGGAAAAGAAGUCAUCAGAUUUGCAACUGCCUGUUUAAAUGGAAAAAAGAAUGGUACAAUACAUUUUGGAAUAAAAGACGUCGGAAAUGGAAAUGGUGAAAUUAUUGGUUUAUCAAAAGAUUGGUUUGUCCUUGGACAGAAUAUUAACAUUGAAAUAAUGUACUGUGUCCAAAUUUGUUUCGAACAGGCUGCCGUUUCUAUCGCAGAACGAUGUAUUCGACCUGUUCAAAUUAUUAACGUUGAAAAUAGCAAGGUAGUGAUAGAGGUAGAUGUUGUUUCAUUUUCAGGCCACAUGCAUAAGGAAAUAAUUGGUAUAAUGUUCCCUCCAAAAGGCCACCAGCGAAAAAAAUAUUUCAUUCAUAAAGAGAACAUGAUAACAACUAUUGAAGAAUCUCGGUUAGACGCAGUUAAGAUUGAUCUAGAAAAAAUAUUGACUGAACGAAUUCAACUUGAAAAGGAGCUUACAUCAAUGGACGUAACUCUUCACAAAGCAGUCCUAAAACGACAACAACUGAUGAAAUUAUUGACUGGCGGGAACAGACUAGUAACUGAUGCUUUUACGCCUGUCAUGUUUUGUGGUGACAGAACAUGUGAAAAUGAAAUGAGGAUUCAAGAGCAUCUAAAAGGAAUGACAGCUGCAUUUACCUCUUGUGCUGCAGUGUUUGAUUUUGGUUCAUCUGUGGAAUUGCGAAACAGUAUUGAACAGGAGAAGUACAUUUUUCAAGUAAAAUUGGCGGAGGAUUCGUCCUCAAAAAGAUCUCGACAUGACAGUGAUUUGCUUUGGGAUAGAACAUUAUGGAUUUAUUCAAACGGCAAUGACGAAUUAGGUAAAGGACCAAUGAACAUUGAUUUAUGGUAUAAAAAAAGACUUGAUGGCAUAAGGAACACGCUUAGCAAUAUACGCCAACAGAUCCCCUCUGACAGAGGUUUAGUAAUUUUUCUCGUUUUCCAAAGUUUUGUUGAGCGGGAUCCAAUGCUUGAAAUUGCAAGAGACUGUUUCCUAACUACAUUUAGAGGCGAAUGUAUUAUUAUAGCAGAAAAUGAUGACAUUGUCCAAGAAUGGCGGAAAGAAUUAAGUCCAUUGGUUGGAAAAAAAGAUUUAGAAGGGAAACUUGUGACAGGAUUGGAAUGGGGGGACAUAGUUUCUAUUGCGAAAACCGUUUUCAAUCAACUGAAAACAAAAACGUUCACACUUCCGGACAGUAAAGGCAACAUUGUAGAGAUGUCAAACGAUGAAAAAGAAAACUUGAAAUUGAAUGACAUUGAAAUAGUGGAUGGACUUGCAGAAGAAAACUGUCGUUUACAAGAGUCAACUAUGACUGAAACAGAAUGGCAAGAACGUCGUUCACAAGAGGAAAGGCAAUUUUAUAAAGGAAACGCUGUAACGUGGUGGAACUUUUAUUACUCAAAUCAUGUCGGUGUAAGGGAUGUUUUUGAAAGUCACAAAAACGAAAUCAAUCGCAAGAUGAGGUCAAUGGAUAGAGAAAAUAAAUAUGAAAUACAUACUAUUGAACAUCAUCCAGGUGCAGGAGGGAGUACGCUAGGAAGACACCUUAUUUGGCAUUUCAGUCAAAUAUCACCACAUCAUCCAGAAACAGCUUAUAGGUGCUGUAUCAUUAACAAAAUAACGGAGACAACAGCAGAAGAGAUAUACCGUUUCCAUUCUUUCAAAGAACCGGAUGGACCCACCAAACCUGUAAUGAUACUGAUUGAUAAUGAGAGUGAAGACCACCUCAGUAUCCUCAAACCAAGACUUGAUGAAAUUGCUUACAAACGUGGUACACCAGGUAAUUUGUUUUGCAUAUUACUUAUUAUAUCUAGAGUACCGGUUUCUCACAAGUCAAGGGAAAUUGUUCUGAGGCACCAUCUCACGAUAAAUGAAAGGUCAUGGUUCGACAAAAAAUUUUACGAACUUGAAAAAAAUAGCAAUGUUAAUGUAAAAACACUAAUUGCAUUUAAUGUUAUGCGGCACUCUUUUGAUAGUGAGUACAUUGCUGAAACUACAAAGGAACUUAUGAAAGAAGUUUUAAACAGUGAGAUGAAUCUUAUGAAGUAUCUGUCGCUCAUUUGCACAUUUGAAAGUGAUCAUCCUGUUCCUGAAACUGUGUUUGACUCCAUUAUGAUUGGAAGCAUGCCCAGUUCAAACACAUUGAAUAUUGGACAAUGCUUUGGAAAACCUUUCGGUCUGGUGUGGUCAGCGAGAAGUCGGGCAAAUAUGCAACCUAUUGAAAGGGAAACUUGGAAUAUCAAUAUUUCAGAAGCAUUGCAACUGUUAAUAACCCAUCGUAGAGUUGAAGAGGCAAACUGCUAUAAUGCAGUUUGUAUAUUGUCACAGCCUUUAGCAGAAUCUGUCCUUAACUAUAUUAUGGAUGCUGAGAAGUUAUGCUUUGAGGAUAUUGUUUUAAGUUUGCUCGACUUGCUGAAACAACACACGAAGGAAACUAACAGCAUGUCAAAACGUUUUGUCAAAUUAGUAUGUAGUUUGUUCAAAACAAGACAAGUUCAGGAAGACGAAAGGGGUGAACAAAAAAUCCUUAAAUUUUCUGACUUGAUACUUAGACUGGAACGACCAUUGACUGGUGAAACAAGGAAAGAGGCAAAUCAACGUGUUGUUAAAAUUAUGGGUGGGUGCUUUGAUAUUACAAACGAUGCAAACAUUGGACAGCAGUUCGCAAGAUUCAAUAAUCAUAUUGGAAACUACGAAGCUGCUGAACAUGCUAUACUUCGCUCACUGAAAAUAUUUCCAAAAAACUCCUACUUUUUGGAUACGUAUGGACAGAUUUUCAAAUCAAAAAUGGAACAAGUCAUUAAAGAAAAUGCAUGCCAUUCUCUUGGGGAUGAAGUUGCAGUGAAGUUUGUUGAGUUUGCUGUCAGUUCUGUCAAAAAGUUUAGGGAAGCUCAAGAGGCGGCUGAAGCAAAUGAUGAUUUCACGCAUACUAACUGCUUCAAUAUGGAAGUAAUAACUGCAUUGCAAAUGCUAGAACAGCUUCAUCAUUUUGAAUGCUUCAAAGAUAAAGAAAAUCUCUGGCAGUUUUUGAAUUGUCCUGUUUUUGAUAUUGAAAACUCAAGUUUUCAAAAUAUUCUUCAAAAAUCAGACGACUUGCUUCUUUUUAGAAAAGGUCAAAUCAUCCAACAACAUAUGGAAGAAACUCUGAUGCGUCUUGAAUCGAUGGCCUACAUGACACGUAACCAUUUGGUAUCGGUAAUUACUCCAGGAAAAGAUGUUUUAUUGUUGAAACCGCGAGAAAGGUUCCUGAGGUUUUAUGGUAGUAAGGAGCACACAUUAAACUUUGAAUUUAUGUACAGUGUAGGCCUAAAAAUGUUAAUGCAAGCCCAUGAAAUUAAAAGGCACAGUCAUAUACUUAAAAAACGUGCGCAGGAUGCUGAUCGGCGUUUGCAGCAAAAUGAUACAAGAGAAUCUGAGAGAGACUUACUUGUCUUUAUUGGAUAUCACAUUAUCAUAUUAUCUAAUAAUCUGACACAGUGUGACGAAAAGCAUUAUCACAAGUUGCUGAAAUACAGCACACAAUUAAUGGAAUUACAAAGAAAUAAGACAAAAGGAGAAAAGCAAAUCUUGGAGGCCUAUCUUUAUUAUGCACUUUUACAUUGGCCUCUUCCUGACAGAAAAAGGCUUGGGAACAUUUCCAAUCCUUCAACAUAUAAAUACUUCCUUGAUGAAUGGGAGAAGCUUUACUUUGAAACAUUUGGGAUCACAAGACGAGAGAACUUAAGCCUUCGAAAACCGAAGCUAUUCUUUGCCUUAUCAAGAAGUAAUCCUGGAAAUGAUAUUGUUGAUUUAGAAAUGCUUCGGCGAAGAUGGAGACAGGCUAUCAAAUCAAAAGAAGGACGAAGUAGAAGAGAGGUAAAGGCUGAUGAUCAUUGGCGUCACCCAAUUUUCGAGAAUUGUCUAACAAGACUGGCAGGAACUAUUGAUCCGAAUGGACGUACUGUGACAACAAAGGUAGAUUACGAAGGCAAAACGUACGAGUUUAAAAUAAACACAACGGAAAACUUUUCGUAUCUAAGCAAUCGAAAGGUCACAUUUGUACUUGGAUUCUCGUGGAUGUCACUGGUAGCAUUAGAUAUUAUGGGAGGCGACCGGAAAACGGUAAGACAGGUGUCACAAGUAUUGGUAAAGAGUGAAUGCGUUGAGAACUUCUCAGAGAUUGUACAAUCAACUCAACAAGGUCACUUGAUAUCCUCAAGCCGAGGAAAGAAAGAAAUGGACGAAAGACAAUGUCAGGAGCAUAAAUGUGAAGAAAGAGGAGAUAAAGGGGGGAAAAGUGGUUUCAAUGGAAGUGCAGCAGCAAAUAAAAAAUCUUCUAAGAUGAAAAGGAAUGGUAAAGGUACAUUUACAGACGCUUUGGGUAGAAAGUCAAAUGAACAAUCAUCACAAACAGCUCUGACUCAUGCAGGCGUUGUGACGUCUGAAAUGCAGCCGAAGAAAACGGAAAUGUCCGAAUCGUACUGUGAAGAGGAAUGGCAAGAGGUAAAAAGUAAGAAAACAAGAAAUAAACGCACUGUUGCUACCAUGUCGCCUGUACAAUCAAUAACAGAGCCAGUCAACAAGAAAGAAAAUUUCGAAAGACUUAUUACUACAUUGAAUUCAGAGUUUCCAGAUUCAAACAGAAAUACAAUAGUUGAAGCCUAUAAUGAGGUCAAGAAGAUACAUACAAGUUUUGACGGACAGGAUCUGAAUUUCAUUAAGGUUGAAGUGAGCCGAGUCUUAAAACGAAACUAAGAACAUUUUAAAAUAAAUAUAAAUGUUAAAUUAAGAUAAGUUAUUCGCUGUACGUGCGUGUGUGUGCGCGCGUGCGUGCGUGUGUGCGUGCGUGUGUUUUAACAAGAAGGGACCAAAAUAUUUUUCACGAUUUUUGUAAAACUGGUUGUAUGGACCGUGAGCACUCUCGAUCCCCUUCUCACAAUGUUUGUAACAUAUUUGGGCAUUUUCCGGGUCAUAUCAAGUAGUAGGCGUGCCCUUAUAAAUUUGCGAAAUUCUAUAAUAUUUUUUCUUCUGACGUAGUUUUAUAUAAUGUUUGUUCAUACAUUUACCAAAACAGCCUAUAAACAAGUUAUAUUUCAUUCUCGCCAAAUGAACUCUUGAAUAGUUCUCAGCUUAGAAUGAAAGUUAUAUAGCUUAAUAGGUAAUAGGCCUAAGGUUUAAAUUUAGAUGAUUUAUAAUUGGAUACUUACUAUAUAUAGUUACUAUUUGUAACUUCUACGUGUCCUACGUAUUGUAAGAUCGAGACUGCGUAGCUCCCUUUUUUAUGUUUUGUUGUUGUUUUUUUUUUCUUAUAUUUUUUUUUGAAGCUUUGUCUGUUUUAUUUUGUUGUUUAAAGUUAUAAUUUGUUUUGCACUUAUUUUAGUAAAAUCUAUACUCUUUUUAAAUAACAUCAUUUAAAAAAUGAUUUUCGAACCUCUAAUCUCUUAUCAUUCAUUAUACUUGUUAC